AGCUCACGCGGCGGGUUCUGAGGCCUGGGCGUGAUGGAGGCCCCGCUGACCUUUGCCGACGUGACCGUGCACUUCACCCCAGAGGAGUGGCAGCUCCUGGCCCCCGCGCAGAAGGCCCUGUACCGGGAGGUGAUGCUGGAGACCUACAGCCACCUGGUGUCCGUGGGUUACCAAGUCUGCCGACCUGACACGUUCUCCAGGGUGGAAGGAGACGGACUGCCAUGGACACCGGAAGCAGAAAUGCAGAGGUUCCCGGUAUCAGAAAUCUCAGCUAUUGAAGAUUAUCUGCCACAACCGUCACAGCUUGGGAACGUGGAGAACAAAGUAGAACAAUGGCAGAGAACCCAAAAAAUAAAGAAACCUCACAUAUACAGGGACUGUGGAAAAGCCUUCAGGAGCAAAUCUCUGCUCAGUGACCACUACAACCUUCCCCCAGGAGAGAAGCCUCAUCAGUGUGGUGUGUGUGGGAAAGCUUUUCGCAGGAAGGCCAUGCUCUCGUACCAUCAGAGAUUACAUACUGGAGAAAAAACCUAUGAAUGUACUGAGUGUGGUAAACUUUUUCUCCACAUAACACUACUCAAUAGACAUCAGAAAACACAUACAGGGGAGAACACAUAUAAAUGCAGUGACUGUGGGAAAAGCUUCAAGCACAAGGGAAAUUUCACUGUACAUCGGCGCGUUCAUACAGGAGAGAAACCUUACGUAUGCAGUGAAUGUGGGAAAGGCUUCAGCUACAAGACAUGCCUCAUAGCCCAUGAGAGAUUUCACACAGGAAAGACUCCGUAUCUGUGCAGUAUUUGUGGAAAAUACUUUUCUCAGAAGGCAGGUCUCCUUAAACAUGAAAGAAUUCACACAGGAGAGAAGCCCUAUGAAUGCAGGGAGUGUGGGAAAGCCUUCACCACAAGGCAAAGUGUCAUCGUUCAUCAGAGUGUUCAUACAGGAGAUAGACCCCAUAUGUGCAGUGAGUGUGGGAAAGCCUUCACUACAAAGUAUAUGCUCAAUGUCCAUCGAAUUUCUCAUACGGGAGAGAGACGCUAUAUCUGCAGCGAAUGUGGGAAAGCCUUCCCUACAAAUUAUAAGCUCAAUGUCCAUCGAAUAUCUCAUACAGGAGAGAGUCCUUAUACCUGCAGUGAGUGUGGAAAAGCCUUCCCUACAAAGUAUACGCUCAAUGUCCAUCGAAUUUCUCACACAGGAGAGAGUCGUUACACCUGCAGCGAGUGUGGGAAAGCCUUACCUACAAAGCAGCAGCUCAGCGUGCAUCAGCGGAACCCUACAGGAGAUAAACCCUGUGUCUGCAGUGAGUGUGGCAAAGCUUUUGCCUAUGUGGCUUGUCUUUUUUAUCAUAGGCGAAUACAUCGAGAGAAAUAUGUACAUUUGGUUAAGGUGGAAAAUCCUCCCACUGAGAGGCAUGGCACAUCCCAGACCAGCGUCAUCCUGAGGGAAAGAAACAUUGCCAAUUCUGUCUCUAUGCCAGUGUCUUCCAUGGCCCCUGAGACAUCAUUAAAUGUCCCUGGGCUCCUGGCAGAUGAGAAUGUGGUCCUAGUGGAACAGCCUGUGGCCAGUGGGCCAUCCUUGACAGACAACAGCUGGGUUGCAUGGGACGGAAUCCUCACGGAUCCAGUGAAUGUGAUGGUGCCUUCAGGGUCCCAUUAUGUCUUAUGUUAUUUCGUAGAAAACCAGUAAGAAGGAACUCACACCUCUUUGUGGGAAGCGGUGUGCUGAAGUUGUAGGUCACAGUAUGUGAAAAGAAUAAACUCCACGAAGUCGUGUAACUGCAGCACCUGAGAAGUCUUCUGUACUCACCCUAUCUGUUAAAUACAUGCGUUCGUACUCGGUGGCAUGUGAUGUUAACUAAAUGUGCACACAGUUGGUCUGAUGUGUCACUUGAAUGAAGAUAGUCUGAGUGAGUAGGUGACAUAGAUGAGCUUUUAAAACAGGUAAGACCAUCUGUAUGUGGACUGUUGUAAAAUGCAAAACCACACAAAGGCCAUGAUUGCAACUGUGGGCUGGAAGUUUAUAUCCGUCCUUUUUAUAUCCGUCCUGUUUCUGAAAGUGAAAUGUUGACUGAAAAGUAAAUUCAUCCUUUAACUCUUAGAGGUUUCUGUCAUGUAGAGAGACUUCCUCUGCAAUGCGUGUUCGAUUCCUGGCCAGCCACGGAGGUACUCACAUGGCGCAGCAGACCUCUCCUGUCUCGCCCGCUACUCCCCUCAGCAGUGUCUUUGGUCCAUCUGCCUGUUCUGCUUCCCGCCCUGUUUCUGGUGAAUCCUCUCACCCUCACGUGCUUAUGGCCUAUACCCUGGUACUUGUAUAAAAUAAAAGAAAUCUGGACCACCUUGGUGUAAGGGGUUAAGCAGACUCUACAGCACGAGUUCGAUCCCUGGCUGGCCAGGGAGCAACCAACAUGAAAGCAUACCUCUCCUGUCUCGCCAACUGCUCCCCUCAGCAGUGUAUUUCAGUCACUCUGCCUGUUCUCUUCCCCCCUGUCUCUGGUGAUUACAGAAUCAAGAAUACAAUAUAAACUGGGCAGGGGAGAAAAGGAAAAGCAUCCUCAGAAUACAUAGAUACCGGAAUCUACUCCCUGAGAAUGGAGGAAAACAGGAGAUGGCAGGUGAGAUCUCCAAAUGUUAUCCAGGGAAAUUUUUGUCCCCAGGCUUGUCACCCUUGAAACUGCCACCAUUCUAGAAGAUUCCAGCUCCACUGUUAGGGGCUGAAGGGAGACGUACCUUCUCCUCUGUAGUCCUUGUAUCCUGGGAGUGCGCCCCGGGCCUGUCACUAUUCUGCUUAUUUCUCCUUACUUGUACCCUGUCCACAAGACCUGUCCAAAUCUUCCUGUAGGAAAAGACCUGGAAAGUGACAAUGUGGUGGCUGUCUCCAGUCAGAAAUCCUGGGUGAUUGAGUAAUGGCUUAUCUGUUUUUGUGCACCAUCUGUGUGCUUCACACUGUGAGGAGAUAUUGCAUAAAACAGGCCAAGAAUGGCUUUAUACAUGCUACUCAAUUUGAGAGAGUGAGGAAGGAAAAGGAAUCCAAUGUGUAGGGAGUGGUAAGUUCUGUGAAAAGGGGAUGGAUGGUAAUGUGAUUAGUAUGUGUCACCAGACAACCAGGGCUUUUCUGGAGAAUUAGAAUUUGAACAAGAAUGAAGAACAUGGUCUUCCACCAUAAUUACUGUAGCCAGAGAAUGCGGCAGGAUGAUUUUCGAUUUUCUGCAGAGGCUUCCUGUCCCGGGUAUUCUGUAAAACAAAAGAAUGCAGGUUUCCGAGUCACCCCAGAACUUCUAAGCCAGAAUGUCAGCACUGACGUCCAGGACACUCUUUCAAAUGAGAGCCUAGUACCCACUUAGAUUUGAAGAUGGCUGCCUAAGUCCCCCAUCAUCACCCUCACUUUAUAGCAGGAUGACCCAGGCAGGUCCUGUCCCGUGAGGGGUCUGUCCUGAGUACCCCUGGCCAGCAGGUCUCAUGUCAUCCACGGGUUGCUGGACUGGUCAGACCUGUGAUGGCUGCCCGGAGCUCUGGGGGCACGUGCGGAAUCCACCAUUGAGAAGUUGACACCCAAGGACUAGUAGCCCCUGUGUAUGCCAGGUGCUACCAGCCUCAGUAUAUCUGGGCACCUGCAAAUAAUGGGGAGUACCCUCCACGUGAGUCCUUGGCGCCACACUCAGGAGCAAAGCACAAGCACUGAAAGCGGAAAUGGGGUUUAAUAAAGGGGCAGGUGGAGAGUACAUUGGCCAGGAAAGGACGCUGCUGGCAGGGCUGCAGGAGUGGGCUGUGAAGCCGCAGAAGCCCCCUCCCUGCUGUCCCCACCUGCCUCUGCUGAGCGAUGAGCAGGACACUCCGGGGAGAAAAAGAAAACGAUAAGCCCAGAAACACCUGUAGGGCAACCUGUUGCGCCCAUCCAGCACCCAAGGCUGCUCCCUCUGCCUUCCCAGCCUCCCCCCACGCCGUCCAGUUCGUGGCAUACGGGGGAGCUGGGCUAUGCAGGUGGGCUGUGGAGGAGGUGACACCCGCCCCUGGGCCGCAGUGGCCCUCCCUGGCCUCACAGGACAUCCCGUAACACCAGCUUCCAAACAGGAACCACCCUCACCUGCUU
This is a messenger RNA of Talpa occidentalis (Iberian mole), 4083 nucleotides long. RefSeq names its product zinc finger protein OZF-like. The transcript is spliced from 4 exons. Gene Ontology annotation, molecular function: DNA-binding transcription repressor activity, RNA polymerase II-specific. NCBI's taxonomy places the organism in Eukaryota, Metazoa, Chordata, Mammalia, Eulipotyphla, Talpidae. Gene Ontology annotation, biological process: negative regulation of transcription by RNA polymerase II. The record is from RefSeq and is a predicted model, not a curated record. Bases 34 to 1683 code for a protein of 549 amino acids.